This is a messenger RNA of Aspergillus alliaceus, 1175 nucleotides long. Its product is annotated as non-structural maintenance of chromosomes element 1 family protein. The record is from RefSeq and is a predicted model, not a curated record. NCBI's taxonomy places the organism in Eukaryota, Fungi, Ascomycota, Eurotiomycetes, Eurotiales, Aspergillaceae. Gene Ontology annotation, cellular component: nucleus; Smc5-Smc6 complex. Gene Ontology annotation, molecular function: ubiquitin-protein transferase activity. Bases 160 to 1167 code for a protein of 335 amino acids. Gene Ontology annotation, biological process: double-strand break repair via homologous recombination; DNA damage tolerance. The transcript is spliced from 3 exons.
UGAAAGCUGUCAGCGGAAGUAAAAGGUCUUGGUCUUGGCGACCGACGCGGGGCGCGUUCAUCGCGUCGCAACCUCUCCUUUCUCCUCGCAAAACUAGUAUUGCCAAUAUCGCUCUUAUAAUACCGUUCUUUCUCAAUUAAUAGAGUGUGUAAAGCGAACAUGGCGAGCCGUUCUGACGGGAGUGGCUAUAAUGAUAGCAAUCGCGCAUUCCUCCAAGCUUUCAUGGCCCGCUCCAGCAUGACCUUUGCGGAAGCAAGGCCUGUUCUGGCUGCGAUUUUCUCUGUCCACGAAGGUGAACCUGUCUCCGAGGAAGAUGUAACUGAAGACGAUCUGUCAUCUUACAUUGCUGCCGCCAAUACCACGAUCUCUCCUUUCGAUUUAGAAAUCAGAAGUACGCUACGUCAGUCGCAGAUAGAUCCUGAAGGCGCGGGGGACCAGGUGCCGGAGCGAGUAUACGCCCUUGUGAACACCACCAGUGAUGCCUUGACGCAGCUGGCAACCACUUACAGUGCGGACGAGAUCGCCUUCGUCAAACGACUCCUUGACGCUAUGUUCGACACGAAUAAUACUAGACGCUCCGAGGGUAUGGUUAUCAGCGGCAUGCAGGCUAUACAGUUGGCCAAGGCCUCUGCCAGAGAUGCUAGUCGUCGGGAACCAAACAACGCGACGCAGAGUCAAGGCGGGGCCGCGCAAUCGCUUAGUAUGUCCCAGGCGGAAACAGUACUGAAGCAGCUCGUGGAGGAGGGGUGGCUGGAAAAAAGUAGGAGGGGGUUUUAUAGUCUAAGUCCACGAGGGCUGAUGGAGCUACGAGGAUGGUUGGUUGCGACGUACAACGAUGAGAACGAGGAUGGUCGUAGGAUGGACAAGAUCAAAUUCUGCGCCGCCUGCAGAGAUAUCAUCACUAUGGGUCAACGUUGUGGUAAUCGUGACUGCUCGGGUCGACUCCACGACCAUUGUAUUCGCAACUUCUUCCGUAUGCAACAGGCUGAGCAGUGCCCUGUAUGCAAGGCCCCAUGGCCUGGCGAUAAGUUUGUCGGAGAGCGUGCGAUAACCUCGACAGAGCAGUACAUGCAGGGCAGAAGGCAAAGCACGAACGCACAGCGUCAAAGCGGUGUUGGAUCUAGUAGCCAGAUUCCCAGCGAGGAUGGGGCGGCUGACAGCGACUGACGUGAUCA